AUGAAUAAAACAGAAAAUCAAACAGCCAAUCCUGUUGAUUGUUCCGCAGUCUGUAAUCCUGCGUGUACAUACAAGUGGACAGGUGUGAGUACAAUUAAUUCAGGAAGACUAGAUUCGGGAAUGCUGAAACGUGAUGAGAGAGGGACCUACUCAUGUACUGCUAGAAACUCAAUCAAAUCAACCUCAAGAAACCUCAAUGUUAUUGUUAACUAUCCACCAAGCAUUGAGUUAUUCCAGGCCAGUGGUCAAAACUCAGAAUACUUGCCCUUUUCACUAAUAUGUAAUGUAGACAGUUAUUUCUUGUCCGCCAUAAAGAUUCAGAAUGUAGAGACAGGGGAGGUAAUAGCAACCAGCAGUGGACAGGAUUCAUUGGUUUUCUCAGAGACAUCUGCAGAGUGUUACCAAACUGCAAACUACACGUGUAUUGCCAAGAAUUAUUUUACUGCGAUAUUAUCUCCAAAGCAAAGGAUUUCCAUUACUUGUAAGCCACGGACUUCAGAUGGCAAAGCAAGAAUGAAUAUUGGAAUAAAAACAAAUGAAGGAUUGAAUGUAUCAACAGAUUUCAUUGGAUACCCUCUACCCAAAGUAUCAUGGACAUUUAAAAGAAAUUCAACUAACAAUGGAAUUCUUAUCCCUAAUGCAAAUAUAACAGUUUUACAACUAAAUGUAUCAACUGUUCGUACAGCGUAUGUCAAAAGUGCUUUGACAGAAGAGGAGUUUGGAAAUUAUAUAGUUACAAGACACAACAGUGCAGGAUCCAAUGAAUUUAUUUUUGAUGUGAUGCCAGAAAGAAAGCCAGAUCCUCCACAUAGUAUAUCAGUGAAUUGUAAGCUUGCUCCAGGAACUGCAGUGGUAAGAUGGUCACCAAGUUUUAAUGGUGGGGCACCACAACAAUUCAUUGUGUCCUAUGAAUCUGCUCGAGGUCAUCAAAUUAAUUCAUCAGUCUUUUCAAAUCCAAAUGGAACAAUUGAAGGUUUACAAGGUGGAAUGCAAUAUUCCUUUCAAAUCAUUGCAUUUAAUGACAACGGAGAAACAUAUUCUGAAGAAGAGGAAGAGUGCAUAACACAAGGUUUGCCAGGAACAGACAGUCAUCAAACAGAGGUAGAUGUCGGAAGUGUUAUCGGGGCUGUUAUUGGAUGUGCUGCUCUUCUCAUCGUUAUCCUUGUACUUGUCAUCUAUCUUAGGAAGCGUUAUACCUGCAUCAUAAUAAAAUUAGAGAAAAAUAACAUGUAA
Messenger RNA from Ostrea edulis (European flat oyster), 1233 nucleotides. RefSeq names its product nephrin-like. NCBI's taxonomy places the organism in Eukaryota, Metazoa, Mollusca, Bivalvia, Ostreida, Ostreidae. Bases 1 to 1233 code for a protein of 410 amino acids. Gene Ontology annotation, molecular function: protein binding. The transcript has 6 exons. The record is from RefSeq and is a predicted model, not a curated record.